Messenger RNA from Capra hircus (goat), 1062 nucleotides. RefSeq names its product glutaredoxin 5 (gene GLRX5). The record is from RefSeq and is a predicted model, not a curated record. The transcript is spliced from 2 exons. Lineage: Eukaryota; Metazoa; Chordata; Mammalia; Artiodactyla; Bovidae. The coding region runs from base 81 to 560 and encodes 159 amino acids.
GCCGCGGGCCGGGCCCCGGGAAGGCUCCGGCUGUCUAGCCCAGGUCGCCGCCGGUCAAGAGCUGCGGCCAACGUGCUGGGAUGAGCGGCUCCCUGGGCCGGGCGGCGGCGGCGGCGGCGGCGACGGCUCUGCUCCGCUGGGGGCGCGGCGUAGGCGGCGGCCUCCGGGGCCCGGGUGUGCGGGCGGCAGGCUCGGGCGGCAGCGGCUCGUCGGAGCACUUGGACGCGUUGGUGAAGAAGGACAAGGUGGUGGUCUUCCUCAAGGGGACGCCGGAGCAGCCCCAGUGCGGCUUCAGCAACGCCGUGGUGCAGAUCCUGCGGCUGCACGGCGUCCGCGACUACGCGGCCUACAACGUGCUGGACGACCCCCAGCUCCGGCAAGGCAUUAAAGACUACUCCAACUGGCCCACCAUCCCGCAAGUGUACCUUAAUGGCGAGUUCGUGGGGGGCUGUGACAUUCUCCUGCAGAUGCACCAGAACGGAGACCUGGUGGAAGAACUGAAAAAGCUGGGAAUCCGCUCUGCCCUCUUAGAUGAAGCGAAAGACCAGGACUCGAAGUGAGGGAAGGAAGCCCCAGGCGAGGAGCCGCUGGCGUCAGAGUCUCACCACCAGAGAAGCCUUACCCAUCCAGGUUCCCACUCUUCAGAUGACUGUUUGCGCUGGCUCCUCCAGUUUGUAAGCAGCCAAGUGAUUUUAGCGUGUCUGGUGUUUGGGCAAGGAAGAUCCUAUCGCGAACAUAAUUGUAACCACUGUAUUGUCAUAAUCAAUGUUGCAUUACGAGAUUGUUGUAAACAAAAUUCCUUCUUGUGUUGUCCUUUGCUGUUUGCCUGAUUCAGGAGUAAACCUGGGAGCUUUUGAAUCAUUGUUAUUCUUCACGGGUCCUCCACAAAUAUGUCAGUCUGCAAAGAUAAUAUACCACCCUCCCCAACCCUCCCCUAGUUUUUUGUGACUUGUUCUGUUAAGAAAACUGAUGGACAAGGAAGAAAAUAAGAUAACUGGGGUUUUUUUGUUUUUUGUUUUGUUUUUUUUUUUUCAAAUAAAAUGCCAACCCAGGGAUACUGCA